GUUAUGUGACGCUUGUAAUCAAAUCGAAAGUAAAAAAAAUGUGUAGGUAUUUCUCAAAAGUUGUCAUGUAAUUUAUGCUCAGAGUUUUCUGAAACCUUUACAAUGAAAACAACAUUUGGACAAGUAGUGAUAGGACCUCCAGGAUGUGGUAAGACUACCUACUGUCACGGAAUGUCACAAUUCCUUACUCAGCUCGGUAGAGAGGUUGCUGUCAUCAAUUUAGAUCCAGCCAAUGACAGUCUCCCAUACACAUGUGCAUUGGACAUUUCAGAUCUGAUUACUUUAUCCGAUGUUAUGGACACAUUAAAGUUAGGUCCAAAUGGUGGCCUGCUAUACUGCAUGGAAUAUCUUGAGAAGAAUAUAGACUGGUUUGAAAAAGAACUAAAGAAACUAGAGGGCAAAUAUUUGAUUUUUGAUUUUCCUGGACAAGUUGAAUUAUAUACACAUCACAAUGCUGUGAGAAAUGUUCUCCAAAAACUUCAGAAAUGGGAUUGUCGUCUGGUUGCUGUCCAUCUUGUUGAUUCACACUAUUGCAGUGAUUCAUCAAAAUUCAUUUCAGUUUUAUUAACAUCGUUAUCCACCAUGUUACAAAUAGAACUACCUCAUGUGAAUGUUUUAUCAAAGUGUGAUUUGAUAGAGAAGUUUGGGAAGCUAUCAUUUAACCUUGACUUUUACACUGAAGUCCUUGACCUACAUUACUUAUUGGAUGAUUUUAAGGAAAGUCAAGAUGUACAGAAAUAUAAGAAAUUAAAUUCAGCCCUUAUAGACAUAAUUGAGGAAUAUAGUUUGGUAUCAUUUGUACCAUUGUUUGUAGAGGAGAAGGAGAGUAUGCUGCGUAUGUUGAAACAAGUUGACAAAGCCAAUGGAUAUGUAUUUGGGGAUACAGAGGAACGUAACAUACAUACUCUAUUAUCAUGUGCUGUGGGAGCAGAGUUUGAAUAUGAGAAGAUCAAAGACAUUAGAGAGAAAUACAUGGAUACAGAGACAGAAUGUGAUAAUUGUGAACAAGAUAUAAAUAUUGAUAUUUGAUAUACUUGGGCCAUUCUUGUUGAAUAUACCAUUCAUUGUAAUUAAAAAAAUACAAGAAUGCACAUGCUGAAA
Molecule: messenger RNA, 1101 nt
Organism: Mytilus trossulus (common blue mussel)
Lineage: Eukaryota; Metazoa; Mollusca; Bivalvia; Mytilida; Mytilidae
Product: GPN-loop GTPase 2-like
Exons: 4
Coding region: 103-1029 (308 amino acids)
Cellular component (GO): cytoplasm
Molecular function (GO): GTPase activity
Source: RefSeq, a predicted model, not a curated record